AUCGUACCCAGGUAGCUUUCUCGACCCAGGGCCAACGAGAUCUCGCUUGUGGCUGUCUUCCUCUCUCCUCCUCUGUCUCCUAGCAAAUUUUCUGGGCGCCUCAUCUUGUCUGCCUCUUUUGUAGCCAUAGCCCUAGGAUAACGUAGGUGUCACUUGUGUCUGCUAUCUCCCCUUUCUCCUGGCCGAACCUUGCCGCUGUUAGCAACUUCGCGGUCCGCAACAAAAGUUUGAAAGGCAAGACGAGACUUUGGGCACGCUUGUGAAUGAUCCCAAGUGACUCGUUGCAAGCUCAGUCGAAAAUCUUAAAUCCGAGUUCCCCACCCGGAAAGCUUCCAUCCAGUGCCAGUGGUUGCUACUUGCACGCAGAGCUCCAAUUGCAUUGCGAGGAAGGCUUCAGCGUGUUCCCUGUCUCCCCUCACGGCAGCUAUAGAUUUCCACAUGGCCGAGUUGAUAGGGGAGGGCCGCCCCCCUGAGGAAGACUUUAUCGUCUCGGUGGCAAAUGGGCCCGGCUUUGAGGACCAAGAACCUUUUGGAGGUGGGCAGGAAGGGCACGACGGGGGCGGGGAUGAGGGGGACGAUGACACAUUUUUCACGGAACGGCGCCUCAAGACGCUGCUGCGGAAAGAGCAGGAGAUGGACAAGCAGAAGGUUGGAGCGAGCCGGGGGCCGCAGAAGUGGGUGCUCAUCCGGGAGGCGUGCGUGAAGGAGGACCGCAGCUUUGAGCAGAAGACGCCGGUGCAGCUGGCGGAGGGCUUUAGGAACAGAAAGAAAAAGUGCUUGCGCUACACGCACGCCCUGGAGGCAGCAGGGGGCGGCCAGCCGACGACCGCGUCAGGUCUGCAGAUGAAGAAGCCGGCAUACUACGACCUCUUCCUUAGCUACGGGCACAUCAGCCAUGACCACAUCCAGGGGGCUUCAAAACCCAUGGUCCUUCCAAUGGGGGUUAACCGGGGAAACGGCAAGCGGAAAUCUACAGGCGACAUCGGGGGCGGGGGCAAGUUGCCACGGCUUGGGGGUGGGGAGAUCACCGAUGCGCAGCUGCGGCAGUUCGUGAUGCAGAGUCGGGAAGAGGUGGUGCAGCUCCGGCGAGACAUGGCGCAGGAGCGGGCCGAGCAUAGCCGUCAGCUCGGGGAGGUAACCCAGGAACUGAGGACUCUGAGCGCCGUGCUGGUGCAGCAAGGAAAUGAGCUGAUACAGCAGGGCCGGCAGAUGCUGCUGCUUGUGCAGCGGCAGGGGGAUAACCUUAUGGGGGUGCUGGAGAAGUUGGGGAACCGCUACUGAGGCGGUCGUGCGGUGGUUUGUAUAGUAAGAUGCUUCAAAGAUUGUUGGUAUUGUAUGAAAUGGGACAACGGAAUGUUGGAAACCAUUUUCACAUCUUCGUUUAAUCCGUGCUUGCUUUUUGGGGUGAUUCUUGUGCUUUCGUUCUGCCGUCUUGAAGAGCAAGGUUGUCGUUAGCUGUCGUGUUUUGACCCUCGGCUUAUGUCUGAUUCGUCCUUUGUCG
Messenger RNA from Klebsormidium nitens, 1501 nucleotides. The record is from the annotation of a GenBank genome assembly. Lineage: Eukaryota; Viridiplantae; Streptophyta; Klebsormidiophyceae; Klebsormidiales; Klebsormidiaceae.